Molecule: messenger RNA, 468 nt
Organism: Trichosurus vulpecula (common brushtail)
Lineage: Eukaryota; Metazoa; Chordata; Mammalia; Diprotodontia; Phalangeridae
Gene: ATG4A
Product: autophagy related 4A cysteine peptidase
Exons: 5
Coding region: 40-468 (142 amino acids)
Molecular function (GO): protein-phosphatidylethanolamide deconjugating activity
Source: RefSeq, a predicted model, not a curated record
GUGCAGUCUGCGGUAUGCACCAACGAUGACAGCUGGAGAAUGGAGUGGAGGCCUUGGAGCGGCGCCGGAGGCGAUGGAUGGGUCGGCGAGAGGGCUCAGGCUUCGGGGGACACACUCCGAAGCCCUGGGGAGAAGCGGGUUUUCUCCAGGUGUGAAAGACAUAUAACUAUUUUGUCAGACUCUCUAGAAGAAUUACCUGAAACAGAUGAGCCCGUUUGGAUCUUGGGGAAGCAGUAUGACCUUCAAGCAGAAAAAUCCAAGCUGUUGUCUGAUGUUAGCGCUCGUCUCUGGUUUACAUACCGAAGGAAGUUUUCACCAAUAGGAGGAACAGGCCCAUCAUCAGAUGCUGGCUGGGGGUGCAUGCUACGUUGUGGACAAAUGAUGCUGGCCCAGGCUCUGAUCUGCAAGCACCUGGGGCGGGGCCAGGCGCCAGAGCAGAAACAGUGGAUGUUUAGUUUUACUGAGUGA